Molecule: messenger RNA, 231 nt
Organism: Aspergillus sclerotioniger CBS 115572
Lineage: Eukaryota; Fungi; Ascomycota; Eurotiomycetes; Eurotiales; Aspergillaceae
Exons: 2
Coding region: 1-231 (76 amino acids)
Source: RefSeq, a predicted model, not a curated record
AUGCUUCUAGACGUCGCAGCGAUGAAAGAUUCGAGCAAAUCGCGUCCGAAACACUGGGAUGCAGGGAUGCCCGUGGGGAUGCUGGUGCUGGUGCUGCAACCCGGAAAUGCGGAGUCGCUGCUGCACAACAACGAAACUGGGAAAUUGUCGCAGAACCCCAGAUGGCGCAGUUGGGCAGGAGUUGACGGUCAAAUGGCGACGAACCUCAAAGGGUGCGCGGCCAACUCGUAG